Messenger RNA from Drosophila montana, 818 nucleotides. RefSeq names its product Peroxiredoxin 6a (gene Prx6a). The record is from RefSeq and is a predicted model, not a curated record. The coding region runs from base 73 to 747 and encodes 224 amino acids. The transcript has 3 exons. Gene Ontology annotation, cellular component: cytosol; mitochondrion. Lineage: Eukaryota; Metazoa; Arthropoda; Insecta; Diptera; Drosophilidae. Gene Ontology annotation, biological process: cellular oxidant detoxification; cell redox homeostasis. Gene Ontology annotation, molecular function: peroxiredoxin activity.
UGAUAUCGAUAGUCUGUCAGCUGCAGAACUUUUAAUUGCUUUUCGUUCAAUUAAUUUGUUACAUUUUUUAAAAUGUCGCUCAAAGCUCUUAACAUUGGUGAUCUGUUUCCCAACUUUGAGGCUCAGACCAAUCUGGGGAAAAUAGAUUUCUAUGACUGGAUGGCCGACAGCUGGGCCAUCCUUUUCUCGCACCCGGCAGAUUUCACUCCCGUGUGCACCACGGAGCUUGCACGGGUUGCCCAAUUAAUACCGGAAUUUCAGAAGCGCGGCAUUAAACCGAUUGCUCUGUCCUGUGACACAGCAGAGUCCCACAACGCUUGGAUUGAGGACAUUAAGAGCUAUGGCAAGCUGCCGAGCUUCGAUUAUCCCAUUAUUGCGGAUGAUAAGCGCGAGUUGGCCGUCAAGUUGAAUAUGCUGGACAAGGAUGAGCUGAAUGCUGCGGGCAUACCGCUUACCUGUCGCGCUGUCUUCGUUGUUGACGACAAGAAGAAGCUGCGUCUCUCUAUUUUAUACCCAGCCACCACUGGUCGCAAUUUCGAUGAAAUUUUACGCGUUGUCGAUUCGCUCAAGUUGACACAAACAAAGAGCGUGGCCACGCCCGCAGAUUGGCAACCGGGCGGUCAGUGCAUGGUGCUGCCCACAGUGCAGGCUGCCGAUGUGCCACAGCUUUUUCCUGACGGUGUGGAGACGAUCCAAGUGCCCUCCGGCAAAAGCUACUUGCGCAUCACUGCUCAGCCGCAGAACUAAAAGUAUUCCAGGACAGCCGAAUUGUGAUAUUCUGCAUUUUACAUGACUUUAUUACAAAAUUAUAAUUAACA